GCCAGCUCAGGGGUAGGAUCGUGCUGGCUGGUAUCAGAUUCGCCUCUGGGAUUUUCUUCCCCCUUCGAUUCUUUCGCUCAACAUUUUCUGUAUGCCACUCCAUCAAAGACACUCGUUACCACAAUUAUUGAUCGCCUGUGGACCUACGGCACCGAAGGAUCUCAAAAUUAACACGGCUAAUCCUGGCCAUCCCCGACGCGCAGUCUGGAUUAAUCCCUGCCGCUCAUUGAGCUGCCGACGCUCACCUUCCAUUCACCCUUCCGCCAGACUUUGCUCGACCAUGUUUGCGACCCUGACUCUGAAUUGAGCCCACCGCGUCGCACGAACCUCGAACAAUCCGACGGCUGAGCCGCGCAGUCAACGCCGAGACUCCUGUUCGCCUCACGCGCUCUCCUGCCCUACCCGCCCACCUCUCCCGCGUACACGCCCGGCCUCGGAUACUCCCCCGUCGCCGCCUGCGAAGAACCGGGGCACGCCGGAGUACGUGCCCGGCGACCGGCGACCGGCCACGAUGCCCUGGCACCCAUUGCCCCGCAUAGCCUUCGCGGUUGCCACGUAUCCAUUUACGCCCUCGAACCCGGCCGACCUCCCACUCGAAAUUGGAGAUGAGCUCUACAUAAUAGAGGAGACGCCAGACGGCAACUGGCUGCGUGGAUACCUCGUCGCGCCACCCAGCCUCCUUGCUGGUCUGACCUCGGUCAAGGGCCAGACCCUAGAGGCUCGCGUCUUUAGCGGCAUCUUUCCCCGGAGCUGUGUCGAGGUACGCGAGCUCCUGGGUGAGUCGGACGACACCGAGGACGGCGCCAGCGAAGAGGGCGUCGAUGCCUCUGGAGAGCCAAUCUCUCUCGGGAGUGACUCGGGAAAGGGUGGGCUUGAUGCGUCUGAGACCAAGAAGAAGAGGGACAAGGUUAGGGCACCCGAGGUCCCCAUAGGAAUUCCCGACAAGGGAGACGGGGGAAGCAAAAAGACCGUCACCGAUGGCCGUUUAUCGAUACCCGCGAAGCGGGAGCCUGGCGCGCCCAAGCCCCCGGCCCCGGUGCCGAUGCUCAAGAUCGGUGACGAAACCCCGACCUCGGAGUCCGAGCCUCUAAUCGACGAGAUUGCCUCGUGUUUGCGCGAGUGGCACUCCACGAACCUGCACGGCCUGCUUCUGUCCCGACAGUACCACAAGCUGGAUCGGCUCUCCCAGCUCAUCUCCACACUCAACUUCUCGCGUCAGCAGCUUCUACACAAUGUUCUCACCACUUGGGAGUAUGGUCGCCUUCGUGAGCAGACAGUAUGGGAUCUCGUCCGCGUGAACAAGCUGUGCGGCGGCGAAGUAAUAGUCCGCGACCCGCGUGAGCGCGGCCGCGUCCUCACAGGCGACGACUCCGUCGUCGAGAUUACAAGGCUGCAGUCGGUCAUGAGCAUGCUCGACGAAACCCCCCAGCCGCACACCGAGACGUCCGCAUUGCAUCACCUCUUGGUUGACAUCAAGGGAUUUGCCGGCUCGUCCACUGAAGCCCCGUGUCUUGUCUUCUAUGUGGCGCAGAAGGACGCGGCCGGAGAGCUAACCAGGUUGUCGGAAAAUUAUACCGUCGAGGUCCCGCCCGGUGGUGACAUCGGUGGCCUCACAAGAACGAGCCAGCUCCGCGCUUUGUUCUCAGAUCUUUCCUCCGCAGACAUUGGCGACAUCCCCUCCGCCGCCGAGACCGAACUCCUCUUGAUCGUCAAAGUUCGAGCCCCACACCAGAUCGCCGCGGGCAAGCCCAGCUCCCGUUCGGGCCCAGGGAGUCACUCGCUUCCGUCAUUCGGAAGAGACCACGCAAAACCCCCGCUCUCUAGCGGCAACAAGUCUAUGCGGAGGAGUUUGAUGUGGGCUGGGAAGAGCACUAGGUCUGCCUUUUCUAGGGGGGGUGGCAGGCUUGACCCCCUUACCGAACAGCAGGACCAAAGACCGCCGACCGGGGGGAGGGAGAGCUUGGACGGACCGCCCGGAACCGCAACCUCAAAGACAACGGUUGGAUCGCAAGACGGCCCAUCCUACCUGACAGCUGAUCGGACAGUUGGAGUUGGUGUCAUGAAGCUUAAUGCCAUCAUGAAGCAGCAAGAGGAGGUCGAGCACGUGAUAAGCGUUUUUUCAGCGUCGCAAACCAACCCUGUAGGGGGAGCUGGUGAUCUCGAGUCGCUUAUUCACGAGCUCGUCGAGAAGAAGAGCAACAACCUAGAGAAGUCGAGGGGCUCGGAACGACUGCAGGUCACUCUCAGGUCGUUCAACCACCCAGACGCGGACUCACUAAUCAAGUCGACGCCGACGCUGCUCUCGGGAGUGUGCAAAACGAACAAGAUGGGAUUUUCGGGCGCACCCACGAAACCGCGGUCGGACAUCUAUGUCACGAUCGACACAGUCGCGCUUUCAAAGCAAACGUUGCUCUCAAAGUAUGGCGGCGGCGCCAGCUCUCUUCCCAGCUCCAUGCACGCCACCAACCUGCAGCUUACCCUGGAGGUGCGGAAACCGAACGGCGUGCGGAUCGACAACUGCAUCUUCCCAUCUUCCAACAGCGAGGGACUUAGUGCAUUCAAGACUGUUGCCGUCGAGCGAGGCGGGGCUUGGAACCAGACCAUCAGGUUGCUGCUGGACCCGCAGGACGUUUCCACAGCGCACAUGGUCGUGUUCGCUGCCGACAUGCCGCAUCCCCCGUUUGCUGUGGCGCACAUGCCUCUCUGGGACCAGCAGGCCUUUGUGCGAGACGGGGCGCACUCGCUGCUGCUGUACAAGUACGACGAGAACACGGCGACGGCGCAGCCCAGCCAGGUAAUGGCGGGUGCCAAGGGCGGCUAUCUCUCGCUGCAGUGGAGCGUCAAGCCCUCGCAGUCCGAGUUCGCGAGUCCCCUGGCGGUCUUGCGUCUGUCCACCUACUUGUGCAGCACCCAGUUCUCCCAGGAUCGCAUAAUCCUCAGCUUGAUCAGGUGGAAGGACUGUUCCAAGGAAGAUAUUCCCACCGUCCUGAAGCAGCUCAUCUUCGUUCCCGAGAUUGAGAUUGUGAAGCUUUUGAACGACGUCCUCGACGCCCUCUUUGCCAUCCUAGUUGAGUUAUCCGGGAACGACGAACACGAGGACCUUGUAUUCACGGCGCUUGUUAGGGUGCUUGACAUUGUGCACGACCGGCGUUUCAACCUUGGGCCACUUGUCGAUCAGUAUGCGGAGAACAGGUUCAACUACCCCUUCGCAACCGCCUGCCUGGUGCGCUCCUUCACCAGGCUUCUGAGCAAGCCGGGCGACCCUGAGACAGCAAGGAAACUCCGGGCAACAUUCAAAGUCGUCCGUCACAUCCUCAAGUUCAUCACGCAUGCCCGAGGUCAACAAAAGGCUAAGGAGGCUGGAAUUGGCCUCACGGGCUCGACCCCUGGCUUCACGAGGCAUCUGCAAGCCAUCUUCAAGGCCCUGGAUUCCAUGAUGCGCAGCACGCUGCCUGCCUUUGUCGGCAACCAGACGUUGGCAGUGCAGCAUUUUCACACCUGGCUCCCGGAGUUGACGGGUCUCCUGACCACAGAGGAGAUAAUGCACAUCGCCAUCGACUUUAUGGACUCGUGCUCGCUGGUCAAGGGCAAGCUGGUUCUCUACAAGCUCGUCUUGAUCAUCCACUACUCCAAGCUUGAGGUCUUUUCACAUCCCGAACAGCGGUCUGUCCUAAGCGCCAACACCGUCCGGUGGAUUGCGCCGCACUGGGGUAUCCCCGAGGAGGUCACGGACCAAUGGAAGGACCAAGUUCGGCUCUGCUGCUCGGUGCUCGCCAGCCAGGUGGAACACCUUGGGCCCGAGAUCCCGGACUACAUCCCCAAGAUCCUGCAGUCGUAUGCUGCCCUCCAAGCCGCCCCACGAAAAUCGAACCAACGCCUCUCUCUUCUCUUCCCCACCCAAUAUCCCUUCCUGAGCCGGCCCAUCACCGAGACUGCCAGCUUCGACGAGUCUCUGAUUGAGCUGUCAGCCAUCCUGUCGGCUUUGUCCAACGCACCCAGUGGAAUGCAGCUCGAGCUAUGCGACGAUGACUUGAGUCUUGUCGUAGAAAGCACUCUUGGUGUCCACAUGAGCAUUCUCCAAGGGGAGGCCUUCCCCCCUAACUGGCUCAGCGUUCACAUCUUCCACCACAAGUCCACAAUGAGGACUCUCGAAUACCUGGCCGGCAUUCUUCUCGAGUCGUUUCUUCCCGAGCCGGAUGAGGCCGAGAACUUUGGCACGGAGCUGUGGAAAAUCUUCUUCACGACCCUGUUGAAGUUGGUAGCCAGCCCCUCCCUCGCCCUCGAGACUUUCCCUGAGCAGAAGCGUCGCGCAGUGUGGAAAAUUGCUGGUGACGUUAGGGAGCAGGGCGCUGAGCUUCUUCGCCGAACAUGGGAGGCUAUCGGAUGGGAGACUGCCGCCGAAGAGCGCGCGCGGUACGGCCUGAGCAAGAUGGGUGGCUACCAAGUGCAGUAUGUGCCGACGCUCGUGGGGCCCAUAGUUGAGCUCUGUCUGAGCGUACACGAAGGCCUUCGUCGCAUGGCUGUGGAGGUCCUGCAGACCAUGAUUGUCAGCGAGUGGACCUUGAGCGAGGACCUGUCCGUGAUCCAGGCCGAGAUUAUCGACUGCCUCGAUCUUUACCUCAAGUCCAAGCCCCUCACCGAGAGCAUUCUGCAGAAGCUGUUUAUCGGCGAGCUGCUUGAGAGGUUCGAGCCGCUAUCACAGGUUGAGGGUGACCCACUGUUCGCCGCCCUCGGCGAGCUCAUGGGCACCGUCGAGGAGUUCUUGGAUCUUCUUAUUGCCGUUCACAGCGAUGAUGGAUCCAGAUCCGGUGAAGCCUCACAUCUCAUCCACCGCCUGCGCCUGAUGGAGUUCCUCCGGGACAUGCAAAAGGAGGAGAUUUUCAUCAACUACGUGCAUCAGCUGGCCCAGCUGCAGGUGGAUGCUAGGAACCACGCCGAGGCUGGGUUGGCGCUUCGCCUGCACGCAGAUCUGUACGAAUGGGACCCGACAAAGACGGCAGCGGCGCUUACGGACCCCGACUUCCCUGCCCAGUCUCACUUCGAGCGCAAGGAGAAGAUAUACUUUGAGAUGAUUAAGCACUUCGAGGACGGCUCCGCGUGGAGCAGCGCCAUCGCCGCAUACAAGGAGCUGCAGGCCCAGUACGAGACCAACGUCUUUGACUUCCCCAAGCUUGCACGGACGCAGCGGGCCACCGCCACCGUUUACGACACCAUCGCCAAGAGCGACCGAUUGGUGCCCAAGUACUACAGGGUCGUCUUCCGCGGACUGGGAUUUCCCCUGAGUGUCCGUGACAAGCAGUUCAUCUACGAAGGAGGCCCACACGAGCGACCCUCUGCUUUUACCGACCGAAUCCAGGAGCAGUACCCCUCGGCGCAGAUCAUGACUACAGAAAGUGCCGUGGAAGACGUCGAGGGUCAGUUCCUCAUCGUGUCUGCUGUCAGUCCGCACCGAGAUCUUGAUCACCACGUCUACCAGCGCGCGCGGGUGCCCCAAGCGAUCAGAGAAUACCUGGUCUCGGCCCACCCGCAGUCGUUUUCGGUCUCGUCCAAGCGCGGCACCACAGGUCCUGUAACGGAACACUACGCGGAGAAGGUUGUGUACAUCACCGCCGAGGCCUUCCCUACCAUCCUCCGUAGGAGUGAGAUUGUCGAGAGCCACGAGGUGUGUCUGGGGCCCAAGGAGACGGCACUUGAGCGGAUAGUACGGAAGACGCAGGAGAUGACGGGUGUGGAGAAGCGCAUUGCAGACGGCGACUCCGGCAAGGAGCUGGCGCAGCUUCUUGUCGACGCCGUCAGCAUCUCGGUGAAUCCCAACUCGGAGAACAGCGUCGUAUGCUACCGGCAGCUCAUCACCCCGGAUGCGGUGGAAAAUGCGGAUGGCAUCGGGGCAGGAGAGGAAGAGGGUCAGAACGAACAACCUGUGCCGUUGGAUCCUCGGGAAAAUGCCAUCAAGAUGGCACUGGUCGAUCACGCCAUCAUGCUGAAGCGAUGCCUCGCGACCUUCCAGAAGAGCUCCAACGAGAUCCUCAACCGGCACUAUGCGGAUCUUCAACAAUACUUCGAGACUACUUAUGCACCCGAGAUCGCCUUCUUCACACCUCCGCAGCCAGUACGGGAUAACAACAGUCCCCUUAUGUCGCCAACCUGGUCUAGGAUAUCUGCCACGGACAUGACGUCGCCUAAUGGUCGCCCUCAGGGCUCUUCGCCUUACACUCACACCUACACCAACAGCAUGGGCCAAAAUGAAGUGUCGACGGUGCAGCCCGUGUCGCUCCGCCAGGGCCGCGGUGCACGUCUCAGCUUCCUCGGAGGAAGGAAGAAGGAUAACAAUCCGUUGUCUUCCACUCCUCAAAUAGAGGUCAUGGCUCCUGGGGUCAACGGCGACAGUGGCCACCAGAACGGACCGCCGUCCCCAUUUUUGCCGAGUUCCGUCAACGGCAACAGCACUGAUGCGCUGAGCCUCCCCGGCCGCGUGGCCAGCAAGGAAAACUCGAACCGAAGGAGCUUCUUCCGACCGAAUCCGGCCGACAAGAGCAACUACUCGGUCACAACCACAGUGACCGCCAACGACCCGCCGCCGCCAUCCAAGGGCUCCGAGUCUAAUGAGAGUGGGGACUGGAUGAGGGACUUCUCGGGCACUGCUAGUAACGCCGGCACGGGCAACGGAAUCGGCACAGGGCCUGGCCUCGGACGUCAGAGCAUCGACAGGCGCAGGUCCGAAGACAAGUAUGGCAGCGACGGCUCCCACGCAGCGGACGCCCCCAUCUCGUCGAAGGGCAGCGUCCGCAAGCGGUUCAGCAUGCUGAAGAUCGGGAGGAAGGGAAGCAAACACCAUGGAACCAUGGGGAGUCUACACGAGGAGUGAUGUAUCAUCUGAGCCCUCCUUGCUUGCGCCGAACCAUUAUAAUAAUGGGCCACACAAGACCUAGCCUGUUUUUUUUUGUUUUUGUUCCUUUUCGAUUUACCGUUCCGCGUUUGGUUGGCGCCAGUCGUUACCUAGGUUCUCACUUAUUCUUCGUUCUGCGUUGUCAAUAUGGUCGAGGACACUCUCUUUGUGGUCCUCGAUGCUGUGUAUUCCCCCCGGCACGCACACCGAUUCUUUGUUCUUUGUCGGAGAGGCAUGUUCCUGGAUAUACCCCCUCCCACCUCCCAUGGUCGCUCUUCCUUUUUGUUGCCUAUAUCUUCUUGUGUCAUCAAGACCCGUACAGUCGGGACAUCCCUGGGUGGAUCCUAGCCCCCGGUCGCAUUUUUGGCGAGCUUCUAUUACUCUACUUGUACCUCAAUCUCGGAGUCCUUUGUCUCUAUUUCUCGACACCCUUUUUUCUUUCGUUUGGCAUAUCGUCAUACAAACAGCCACCUAACCCAUUAGGUCUUUUUUACUCCAUUUUCCCACCAACCCACACGAUCAUACCCGGAGCGAGCGAGCAUCUCCUUUGUUUUUCUCUGUUUAUUUUUCACGGUAUAUACGAAGGCUCGGGAUCCAUGGCCGCUUCCGCUUAGUGUAGUCCGUGCCCCGUUGCUCCUGCCGCCUUACAAUCUUUAUUACCUUGUUGCAUAAUCUGUUUGUUCUUGUCACUCGUUCUCUUGAGCUCAUGCUUUUUCAAGAUUCUGCUUGCGAUUGGGUUCACUCCGUGUUUUAUUCAUCUCUUUUCCAGUUCUUGGCCGACGCUGCACACUCGUUCUUGACAUUUUGUUUUUGUACUCGCCUUUUUCUGUGGACCAGGACGUUGUGGCCGACACAGAGAAGUAUGCUAGAAUAUACCAAAAGGGUCAUGUGCUGCCCUAGGUUAACAAUCCAACUAAACUUGCAAAAAAAAAAAGGUGUGGCUUUUGAAA
Molecule: messenger RNA, 7836 nt
Organism: Gaeumannomyces tritici R3-111a-1
Lineage: Eukaryota; Fungi; Ascomycota; Sordariomycetes; Magnaporthales; Magnaporthaceae
Exons: 2
Coding region: 512-6865 (2117 amino acids)
Biological process (GO): small GTPase-mediated signal transduction
Cellular component (GO): plasma membrane; cytoplasm
Molecular function (GO): small GTPase binding; guanyl-nucleotide exchange factor activity
Source: RefSeq, a predicted model, not a curated record